AUGAAGUACCUUUUAUAUGUUCCUGGCCUUGUCCUUGGCGCAAAUGCAGUCUCGUAUCAUGGCCAUCACCCGCAUUCACAUCUUGACACCAGGGCUCCCAAGCUAUUUGCCCACCCUGGACUUUUACACACUGCCCAAGACUUUGAACGUAUCAAGGAAAAGGUUGACUCCAGCGAACCACCAUGGUCGACUGGAUGGGACAAGCUAAAGGCACGGGUUAACCAAGACUACCAGCCUAACCCCUCGGACAUCCUCGUCAGAGGCUCAACCCCCGAGCGUCCACAGAACUACGUCAACAUGUACCGAGAUAUGGCUGCGGCAUAUGCUCUCGCCAUUCACUGGAAGGUCACUGGAGAGGAAGCAUCCGCGGAGGCUGCUGCUCGCGUCCUCGAUGGCUGGAGUGCCGUUCUUACAGAUAUCUGGGGCAACUCAGACAAAUUCUUAGCCGCGGGUUUCUACGGAUAUCAAUUUGCCAAUAUUGCAGAGAUCCUUCGCGACUACAGCAACUGGAAGGGCCUUGACGCAACAAUUGACAUGCUACUACGGGUAUUCUACAGCAAGAACCAUUCCUUCCUCACAGCUCAUAAUGGCGCACACAUUGACAAUUAUUGGGCGAAUUGGGACCUUGCCAAUAUCGCAAGCAUGAUGAGCAUCGGUGCAUUGGCAGAUAACAGAACCAUCUGGGAUGAAGCUGUUGACUACUUCAAGAGCGGUGAUGGUAAUGGCGCAAUCGAAAAGGCAAUCUGGUAUCUUCACACGGAACAAGGCACGGGUAAGAAGCUUGGACAGAACCAGGAAGCUGGCAGGGACCAGGGACACGCCACGCUUGACUUUGCCAUGCUUGGUGUCAUUGCCCAGCAGGGCUAUAACCAGGGAGACGACUUGUUCGCAUACUUGGACGAUAGGAUUCUGACAGGCAUGGAGUACGUUUGCAAGUACAAUGUUGGCCAAGAUGUUUCUUUUGAAACAUACAGCAACGCGGUACAUGGUACGCAAACGGCAAUCAGCAAUCACAGCCGCGGCACGAUUCGACCUAUGGCGGAACUAUUCGUUGCUCAUUAUGGCUCUAUUAAAGCUCGAGAUGUUAAGUGGACCAAGGUUUAUCGGGAUCUCGUUUUGCAGGAGAGUGGUGGAGCUGAGGGAGGUGGUGGUGAUUAUGGGACUACGAGCGGUGGUUAUGACCAGCUGGGCUUUGGAACGCUUCUAUAUCGCCUUGAGAAGGAGUGA
Molecule: messenger RNA, 1227 nt
Organism: Fusarium oxysporum Fo47
Lineage: Eukaryota; Fungi; Ascomycota; Sordariomycetes; Hypocreales; Nectriaceae
Product: chondroitin AC/alginate lyase
Exons: 2
Coding region: 1-1227 (408 amino acids)
Cellular component (GO): periplasmic space
Molecular function (GO): lyase activity
Source: RefSeq, a predicted model, not a curated record